Messenger RNA from Parnassius mnemosyne (clouded apollo), 2562 nucleotides. Lineage: Eukaryota; Metazoa; Arthropoda; Insecta; Lepidoptera; Papilionidae. The record is from the annotation of a GenBank genome assembly.
AUGGAUGAAAAAUAUGAAACGGUUAAAUUAUGUUACACAAUACAUAAGUUUUCAAGUUACUCAGCUAAUUACACACCAGAAAAUAUCAUGGUGAACAAUCCUUCCGAUCAACUGUCGAGAUGGUUUACAGACAGCUCGAACACAGCUAGUACGCUGCUACCGCAAUAUGUUAUGCUCAAACUUAAGUCACUGUCUAUUGUAGAAACCAUAAAGUUUGGCAAGUAUAUUAAGCCCCAUGUCAGUGAUCUCAAGAAAUUUCAAAUAUUUGGUGGUACUGAUGAAAAUAAUCUUUCCCUACUUUUAUCGGCGGGUUUAAAGAAAGACAGUGCACCAGAGACAUUUAAGCUGAGAAAUAGAACUACAGAAGGUCUUUACCUACCUGUGCAAUAUAUUAAAAUUGUGCCCCUGCUGUCGUGGGGCCCAGCUUACAAUUACACCAUAUGGUAUGUGGAGCUGCAUGGAAAGAAUCAGGAAGAUCUUAUAAAAAAUGCUAUGGAAACAAUUAAUUUGCGUAAAGAAGAAGAGGCAGUGCGUAUAUUACUGAAACACCUCCGACGGCGACGCUACAAGGACGCUUUUGAAGCACUAUCUAGAGAAAGUGGAGUACAGCUUGAAGGACCAAUACAGUCGCGACUUUGGAAUGCAUUGGUUGAAAAUGGAGAUUAUAAAUUAGCAGAGCAGAUACUAGAAGAGGCUAUGAAUGAGGGCGAGAUGGACUGGUACAUGUCGUGGCAGCCGUACCGGCCGCAGUGGCGGCAGCUGUCGGCGUGCUCGGCGGCGGUGGAGGCGCGCCUGUGCUGCGGGGACGCCGCGCCGCCCGCGCCGCGCGCGCGCCCGCACGACCUCGCCUGCGCGGACCGCGACCCGCGCCUCGACUUGCCCGAGUUGUCCACGAAUGGGUCAGAUGGCGUGGGAGUCGGAGUGGGAGUAGGUGAGAGUUUGGGUGUGGAGACGUGCGAUGCGGGCUGCGACGGCGCCUGCUCGGCUCGACCCGGCCCGCGCGGCGGUCAUCAGCUUGUCGUCGACCCCAACACUGGCACGUUAUACCUCUUUGGUGGCUGGAACGGCACAGAGGAUCUGGACGAUCUCUGGUGCUAUACCACAACGUCAGAACGUUGGACUCUGCUGUGCCAGCAUAGCAGUCUCAUGUCCGGUCCGUCUCCGCGCUCGUGCCACAAAAUGGUCUUUGACCCUGUCAAUGAACGACUUUACACUCUUGGCAGGUAUCUGGAUAAUGCGCAGCGGGUGCCUAGUAAUAUGAAUAGUGACCUGUACGUGUACGAGGUGCGGUCGGGCGAGUGGUCGCUGGUGUGCGGCGACACGGCGGCGGCGGGCGGGCCGCGGCUCGUGUUCGACCACCAGAUGUGCCUGGACGCCGACACGCAGACUAUCUACGUGUUCGGCGGCCGCGUGCUGCCCGCCAACACUGAGGAGCUGGUUAGUCCGCAGUACUCGGGACUGUACGCGUACUACAUAGCGAGCAACACGUGGCAGCUGCUACUGCCCGACCGCCACGACUUGCCCGCGCCGCAGCCCAGGGUCUCACAUUCUAUGCUUUUCCAUCCGGUGCAGCGGCGGCUGUACAUGUUCGCGGGGCAGCGCAACAAGGAGCAGCUGCUGGACCUGUGGUGGUGGGACGUGGGCAGCGGGCAGUGCGGCGCGCUGUGCGCCGGCGCGGCCUGCGCGCCGCCCGCCGCCGGCUUCACGCAGCGCGCCACGCUCGACCCCGACACCGACGAGAUAUUCGUGCUCUCCGGCAUGAGUAAAGAAAAGGAUAAACGCGUGUACAACUCAUUGUGGGUGUUGUCAUUGAAACGAUUGACUUGGACAUGCAUAUAUCGGAACGACAGCGUGUCUCCGUCGGAACCGCGGCCGAGGUUCGCGCAUCAGCUUGUAUACGAUCCAGUUAGGAAGGUACACUACUUGUUCGGCGGCAACCCAGGCACAUCGAACAGUCCGCGGCUGCGGCUGGACGACCUGUGGGCGCUGCGGCUGCAGCGAGCGGAGCGCGACGACGUGUGGCGCACCGCCCGCGCCGCGCUGCGCGAGGCCUGCUACCGCGAGCUGGCCGCCGCGCCCGCCGCCCAGCCGCGCGCGCUGCACUACCUGCGCCACGAGCUCAGCGCCGCGCUCGACCACUGCGACCCGCUGCAGGUGGCGCAGUUCCAGAAGCUGGCGACAGUGCUAUUCUCUGGGCCGCCGAGUGACAUCAGUGGCGAGUGCGCGUUGAAUCCCAGCCGAGUGCGCGCGCUGGCGCGGAGACGUGCGCGCCUGCCGCCGCACACCGACCUCGCGCACGCGCUGGCAGCGGUGCUGGGCGCCGACGACACAGCGUUGGAACCCACGCAGCCGUUCGAGGAGGCGGUGGAGCCCGUGCCCGACACGUGGGACGUGGGCGAGGAGGACGACGAGUGCUUGUCGGGCGCGGCGGGUGCGGGGUGCGCGGCGGGCGGGUGGGACGCGCGCGGUGCGCGCAUGCGGCUGUUCGAGCGGCUGUGCGCGUACUUCCGGCCCAGCCGCGUGCCGCCGCGCGCGCAGCUCACCGACCUCGUCGUGCUCUAA